CAAUUUUUAAUCUUGGAUUAGUUCAAUUUUUCUGUUGGUGGAACAAGUUUGGAUUUGAAUUUCUGUGAUGGGUACCUUGGUUUCUAUAUCCGAGUACAAGAAUAAAUAUAUCAUAUUCCUGAACGUUUCAUUUCUCUUUGUAGCAUUUGCUUCCUUGGUCCUGUAUUUCAACUCCACAGAGGUUCUUUUUCUGAGCAGUAAUUCCUUGAAUGGUAGUACUGAUCAGGAUUGCAAAGAUCUGCAUAAACUUGAAGACUAUAAAGCCAGGUGCUUGUAUCUCAAAUCUAAAAACCCUUGUGUCUCUCAAGGCUAUAUUGAUUAUCUUUCCCUUUUCUAUUGCAAUUUUGGAGGAUUUCCCUUCUUGGGUCAUUUUCUUCUCUUUCUUUGGCUUCUUGUUUUGUUCUAUCUUUUGGGAAACACAGCUUCUGAAUACUUUUGUUACUCCCUUGAAAGCUUAUCAAGUCUGUUAAAAUUGUCCCCCACAAUUGCUGGGGUUACUCUCCUGUCUCUAGGAAAUGGUGCUCCUGAUGUCUUUGCCAACUUUGUCUCCUUUAUGGGCAGUGGAAUAAGAGAAAUUGGCCUAAAUGCAGUGCUAGGUGGUGCUUCCUUUGUGACUUGUGUUGUGGUUGGAACCAUAAGUAUAUUCAUGCACCAAAAGAGGGUUUUUGUCAAUAAACCUGCCUUUAUCAGAGAUGUCUGCUUCCUCCUUUUAGUUCUUGUAUCCUUAGCUCUGAUCUUGAUUCAUGGAGAAAUCAAUCUCUGGAAUGCUAUCUGCUUUUCUUCGAUAUACAUCGUCUAUGUUAUCAUUGUUUACAUCACAUAUCUCAGCUGGACUGCUGGUAACAAGGACAGCAAAAUGGAUGAUAAUUCAAUUUAUGGAAAUGAUUUGAGCUUACCUAUUCUGAAUGAAACUGAGAAAGCAGAUGAUGAAAGCGAAGAAGAGGUCAAGAGAUGUUGUUUCUGUUUAAGAUCGUCACCUUCCUGCACUAUGAUGCUUUGGAUCCUUGAGAUGCCCCUUUAUCUACCUAGGAGAUUGACAAUUCCUGUUGUUUGUGAAAAGAGAUGGUCUAAGCCAAUUGCAGUUGCUUCAGUGACACUAGCUCCAAUUUUCCUAUCAGCCCUUUGGAACCUUCAAGAUGAAGACCUCACCUAUAGAACAAGCUUGUUGGUGCAUGGAAUUGGGUUGCUUUUUGGGGCAACUUUUGGGGUUCUUGCAUUCAUGACAACGGAGAAAUCAUCCCCACCAAAAACGUGCUUGAUCUCCUGGCUAGCUGGAGGGUUCCUGAUGAGUGUGAUCUGGACUUUCAUUACAGCUCAGGAACUGGUGGCCUUGUUGGUGUCACUCGAGUACAUAUAUGGAAUCAGCUCUUCCAUUUUGGGACUAACUGCCCUUGCUUGGGGCAAUUCCCUUGGAGAUCUGAUAACAAACCUGACGAUGGCCUUGAAUGGUGGUCCGGAAGGUGCACAGGUUGCAUUAUCAGGAUGCUAUGCAGGCCCCAUUUUCAACACACUCUUUGGUCUAGGUCUGUCUCUUGUUGGAUCAUCUUGGCACGCAUACCCUUCACCUGUUUUGUUCCCUGAGAACCCCCAUCUCCUGGAAACAUUAGGGUUUUUGGUUGCUGGCUUGAUCUGGGCACUAGUGGUGCUGCCAAUGAGAAAUAUGAGGCUGGACAUGGUUUUGGGAGGAGGCCUUAUUAUAAUAUACUUGAUGUCUAUCUCUCUGAGGCUGAUCCAGACACCUGUCUCUCCCAAACUCUCUCUAUAGAAAUAAGCAUUGCAAUGGUAUCUCCCAAAAGAAGUGCCACGACAUGUACAGACGCAAAUAGUUUUUUGAUAUGCUUCCUGUAUGUCGCACUUAAUUUAUCAAUCUCAAUGCUGUAUUACUCUGGAUUUGAAUCUUUUCUGCAGUAUUUUGUGGUGUCCAGUUGCUGAAGUUUUUUUCCAUCUUGAUGACAGUGUGUUUUUCUUACAGAUUGAAGCAAAAUAAAAUAAAAUAAAAAACAGUCC
Rubroshorea leprosula is the source of this 2007-nucleotide messenger RNA. The record is from the annotation of a GenBank genome assembly. Lineage: Eukaryota; Viridiplantae; Streptophyta; Magnoliopsida; Malvales; Dipterocarpaceae.